AUGAAAUUUUCUCUCCUUUUUUGCUCCUCUAUCCUCCUCCUCUCUCUCUUCAUUUUGCCUCAGAUAGUUCUAUCCAGACCAGUUAAGCAACCUUUCAAGUCCUUCCUACAACAUCUGGAGGGAUGCCACAAGGGGCAGACAGUGAAAGGCCUUUAUCAGCUCAAACAAUAUCUGCAGAAAUUUGGUUACCUGAGUUAUCCUCAAUCAAACAAAAGCCUUGCUGCCCAUGCCAACGAUGACGAGUUCGAUGACCUAUUGGAGGCUGCACUAAAGACCUACCAACUCAAUUACAAUCUGAAGGUCACAGGGGCCAUAGAUUUGCAGACUGUGAAGCAACUGAUGGUGCCAAGAUGUGGUGUCUCAGAUAUCAUCAAUGGAACAAGUUCAAUGAGAUCAGGGAAGAGGGGACACCAUCAUGGCUCCAACACUCUCCACACAAUCUCCCAUUAUUCAUUUUUCACUAACAUGCCUAAAUGGCCAGCUUCCAAGAGCCAUCUCAAAUACUAUUUCCAUUCUAGUGCCCAAAUAAGUGCAGUUCAGGACUUGCAGUCUGUGUGCUCAAAAGCUUUAUCAAGAUGGGCACAGGUAAGCCAUUUCACAUUUGAAGAAGUAGCAGAAGGUACAAGUGAUGCUGAUAUAGUUAUUGGAUUCCAUCGCGGAGACCAUGGAGAUGGCUACCCAUUUGAUGGACAAGGGUCGACCCUAGCGCAUGCUUUUUCACCAACUGAUGGAAGGUUUCAUUAUGAUGCUGAUGAGAAUUGGAGUACAAAUCCAAGCCAAAAUAUGAUGGACUUAGAAUCAGUUGCUGUGCAUGAAAUUGGACACCUUCCAGGCCUUGGCCACUCCUCAGUUCAAGAUGCCAUCAUGUACGCUUACAUAUCAUCUGGGGUUGAAAAGAGAGAUCUCCAUAGUGACGAUAUUGCAGGAAUACAGUACUUGUACGGUUCCUCCUAA
Macadamia integrifolia is the source of this 954-nucleotide messenger RNA. RefSeq names its product metalloendoproteinase 2-MMP-like. The transcript has a single exon. Gene Ontology annotation, molecular function: zinc ion binding; metalloendopeptidase activity. Gene Ontology annotation, cellular component: extracellular matrix. Gene Ontology annotation, biological process: proteolysis; collagen catabolic process; extracellular matrix organization. Bases 1 to 954 code for a protein of 317 amino acids. The record is from RefSeq and is a predicted model, not a curated record. NCBI's taxonomy places the organism in Eukaryota, Viridiplantae, Streptophyta, Magnoliopsida, Proteales, Proteaceae.